AUGUCGAUGAUGAGCCUCGUCCUGCGCCGACCUUCCCACUACCCCCGCCACGAGCCACGCCUCGGGCUCCGCGUCGAGCAACAGGCUGCGCAACCCGACUCAGCCAACGACCCGCCCAGACGCUCGCCACUACCAAGAUCGGCCGACGUCAAGAACGACCGGUCUGUGCGUCCGUGCCGGUCUCCGCCUCCGUUCUGGGUGACGGCGGAGUGGACGAACAGGAUGCAGAGGUUGUUGGAUAAUCAUCUCGUACUAACGGUGUUGGGCCGAGACGGGCGGGCAUGGACGGAAUUGAAUAUUGAAUGGGCAUUGGCUCGGCGGACGACAACCCCGAGCCCCGAGCUGGCCAGGGCCCCGGGGUUCGGUGUGUGUGGAAGAAGAAGUACUUCGGGAUGGAAGUGGUCGGUGUCGGUGUACAUGUCUCCUGAGCUAGAGGCGGACAAGUACUUCCUUCUCCCGCCUUUCGUUUUUGGACUCUCGGCGUAUACUAGGAUGGGAUGA
Messenger RNA from Cyclocybe aegerita, 501 nucleotides. Lineage: Eukaryota; Fungi; Basidiomycota; Agaricomycetes; Agaricales; Hemipholiotaceae. The record is from the annotation of a GenBank genome assembly.